Molecule: messenger RNA, 2229 nt
Organism: Danio aesculapii
Lineage: Eukaryota; Metazoa; Chordata; Actinopteri; Cypriniformes; Danionidae
Product: gastrula zinc finger protein XlCGF49.1-like
Exons: 2
Coding region: 221-943 (240 amino acids)
Biological process (GO): regulation of transcription by RNA polymerase II
Cellular component (GO): nucleus
Molecular function (GO): DNA-binding transcription factor activity, RNA polymerase II-specific; RNA polymerase II cis-regulatory region sequence-specific DNA binding
Source: RefSeq, a predicted model, not a curated record
UGGAGUAUGAAUCGGAUCGCUGAUGAAUGCUAAACUUUGCCGUUUUCUGUAUAAUUAUACUUCUGUUACGGGUGUUGUGCGUCUUUUCAAUAAGAACGAGAUUAGAAGCGAAGAUGAUGAACUAGUAAAGGUUGGAAAUACCUUGCUAGGCUUUUUAAAUGAAAAGAAGAGACAAGAUUUUUUUUUCGCCUGCACUGAGUGUGGAUAGAGAUCGAUUGGGAUGCAAAGCAGCCGUAAGAUUCACAAGAUGGUCCACACUGGAGAGAAACCCUUCACAUGUACCCAGUGUGGUAAGAGUUUCACACAAUCAACAAACCUUAAUAGACAUAUGAUGAUCCACACUGGAGAGAAACCUUUCACAUGUACCCAGUGUGGUACGAGUUUCACGCAGUCAUCCUCCCUUAAUAAACACAUGAUGAUCCACACUGGAGAGAGACCAUUUAUAUGCAAACAGUGUGGUAAGAGUUUCACACGAUCAUCAAACCUUCAUGAACACAUGAUGAUCCACACUGGAGAGAAACCAUUCACAUGUACCGAGUGUGGGAGGAAUUUCAGACAGUCGUCACACCUUAAUCAACACAUGUUGAUCCACACGGGAGAGAAACCACACAAAUGUGAUCACUGUGGUAAAACAUUUGCAAGGGGUUCAUUUCUAAAGCUUCAUGAAAGAGUUCACACAAAUGAGAAACCAUAUUCAUGUUCUGUGUGUGGAAAGAGUUGUACACGGCAGUCAAGUUUAAGAAAACAUCAGAAGAUCCACACUGGUGUGAGGGAAUAUGUCUGCUUUGAGUGUGAGAAGACUUUUAUUACAGCUGAUGAUUUGAAACGGCACCAAAGGAUUCACACUGGAGAGAAACCGUACAAGUGUUCACACUGCGGCAAGAGAUUCAGUCAGAAAGGAAGCGUGAAAAUACAUGAGAGGAUUCACUCAGUAAUUUGCUAGCCUGACUUGUAUGUAUUGUUAUUUAAUCUUUUCUCAUGAUAACCAGUUGUUUUCUAAAGAGUUAUUAUCGGUCUUUAAAUAGUCUUUGAAAGACGGGCUUAGCAUCAAGCAGUUUGCUUCUUCACAAUGUCCUCAGUAGCUUUAAAGGGCUCCUAUCACGCAAAAUCAACUUUUGGGAGCUGUUUGGACAGAACUGGAGUGAUUUAAAACACUUGCUCUUCUGUGACGCACCAUUAUUGCUGAAAAGUACAGAGAUUUUGGAGCACAAUAUGCUGCCGUCUUUUUCAGGGACGCCCAUGCAUAUUUCAACAAGACACUGCAAAACCACAUUCUGCACAAGUCCUGGCGGUGGAAUAAGAAGAUACAGGUACUUGACUGGCCUGCCUGCAGUCCUGACCUGUCUCCAAUAGAGAAUGUGUGGUGCAUUUUGAAGUGCAAAUCGCAACAACGAAGACCUCGUACUGUUGCCCACAUUAAGACUUGUUUGCAGGAAGAAUGGGACAAAACUACACCUGAAACACUUCAUCACUUGGUUUCUUCAGUCUCUAAUCAUCUUUUAAGUGUGAAAAGGAAUGGCAACAUUACAAAGCGGUAUGAUGGCGUGAAUUUGAUUGAUGGAUGUCCACUCCAGGAUUGAGUGACACAAGUCCUUUCUUAUGUCUUUACUACUGUAUAUACACAGACUUUGCUGACUAAUUGAUAAUGGUUAGAGCUUUUGCUUUUACCAUACGCUACUAUUAAAAAUUUUUCAUCGUAACAUAUUAAAGUAACUUUCCCUAGUGAUGGGUUGCAGCUGGAAAAGCAUCCACUGCACAAAAUAUAUGCUGGAUAGGUUGGCAGUUCAUUCCGCUGUGGCGACCCCAGAUUAAUAAAGGGAGUAAGCCGAAAAGAAAAUGAUUGAAUGAAUGUUAAAGUGACAAAUGAAUACUCGUAAUUGCUUAAAUGUCAUUUAUAAACCCACAUUACUCCCAUCAAAGUAGCCUAAAUAUCAAACAGACACAAGUCUAACAUCUGACAGAAGCAGAAUUAUGGAGAACAAAACAAACAUUAUAGGAGCUGUAAUUUAUAGCCAACAUAGUUUAUAGAGCAGCGUGGACUUUUAUUAUAAUGCUGGGUUCUUAGCAAAUGCAAAAUAUGUUUCAUACGGUGAACAGACCUACCAUUAAACAUAAAAUGUCACUAUUAUAACAGUGUUGCGAGAUGUAACUGACUGAUUCCAGCUCCAAAACACGCUGAAAUGCAAAAAUACCCACCCAGUCAUCUGGAAAUCAGGCUAAGUGUGUGUG